Aspergillus fijiensis CBS 313.89 is the source of this 1130-nucleotide messenger RNA. RefSeq names its product proline racemase family protein. Bases 43 to 1110 code for a protein of 355 amino acids. The transcript has a single exon. The record is from RefSeq and is a predicted model, not a curated record. Lineage: Eukaryota; Fungi; Ascomycota; Eurotiomycetes; Eurotiales; Aspergillaceae. Gene Ontology annotation, molecular function: 4-hydroxyproline epimerase activity.
ACAGACCAUGGCAACAUCCAAGCACAAUCUGUCUUCACAGCCAUGCAUUUCAAACGCACCAUCAGCAUCGUGGACUGCCACUGCGCCGGGGAGGUCGGCGACGUGAUCGUGGGCGGCGUGCUGGACCCGCCCGGCUGCAGCAGCAUGUACGAGAAGCUGGCGCAUUUCCGCGACCGCGAGGACCACAUCCGCCAGCUGCUGCUGAACGAGCCCCGCGGCCGGCCGGCCAUGUGCAUGAACCUCGUCCUGCCACCGUGCAACCCCGAGGCCGACGCGGGGUUCCUCAUCAUGGAGAGCGAGGAGUACCCGCCCAUGUCCGGCGGCAACAUCAUCUGCACCACCACCGUGCUGCUGGACACGGGCAUGGUGGCGAUGCACGAGCCCGUCACAGAGCUUCUGCUGGAUACCGCGGCUGGCCCCGUGGCGGUCACCGCCGACUGCGCGAAUGGGAAAUGCACCGCCGUCGCGUUCCAUAACGUGCCUUCCUUUGUCUUUGCGCUGGAUCUCCCCGUCCAGGUCCCGGGGCUGGGGACGGUGUCUGUGGAUAUUGCCUGGGGUGGGAUGAUCUAUGCCAUUGUCGAUGCGACGAAGAUUGCCGGGGGGUUGAAGAUUGAGAAUCGCAAUGGGCCGAAGUUGAUUGAGGUUGGGGAGCGCAUCAAGCAGGCUGUGCAGCAGAGUGACUUCGUGCCCGUGCACCCGGACAACCCGCAGAUUCGAGGGGUCAGUAUUCUGGAGUUCACUGAGCCCUUGACUGGGUCUGCUUCAACGGGUAAUUUGACGGCUGUGAAUACGGUCGUGGUGUCGCCGGGUCGAUUUGAUCGGUGUCCCUGUGGAACGGGGAGCUCAGCGCGCAUGGCGGUGAUGCAUGCGCGGGGUCAGCUGCAAGCUGGGGAGAAGUUUCAGCACCGCAGCAUUAUCGGCAGUAGCUUUGAGUGCUGGAUUGAGGGGACCACGCGGGUGGGCCAGUACGAGGCGGUGCUUCCGGUCGUCAUGGGCAGUGCGUGGAUCACCGGGUUUCGCCAGGUGGGGUUGGAUCCUACCGACCCGUUUCCGGUGGGCUUCAGAGUCGGAGACCAGUGGCAUGUAGCGGAUGAUGCUGGAAUAUCUUGAGGACUGAUAGUGAAUGGUGG